AGAAGGAAGAGAGACAUGGAGCAAGUUAGCAAAUUCCUUUUAGCUCUCUUGUUGGUUGUCCAGGAAGCUGCUGUUCAUCCAUAUUCAGUCCCAGCAGACGCAUCCAAUCCGGAAGGGAUGGUGGUGUCCAUAGUAAACAUCACCGCCAAGGAAGGUUCCCGCACGGUUCUCUCGUGCAAGAGCUACCGGAUGGUCUGGACUCAGGACAGUCUGAACGACCACCAGCGGGUGGUUCACUGGGAUCUCUACAGAAGCCAGCAGGCUGCGGAGAGGCUGUGCGACAUGUACUCUGCCGGGGAUCAGCGGGUUUACCACACGUACAACCAGGGACGGAUCUCCAUGCCCGAAAACGCAUUUAUGGAAGGCAACUUUUCAUUGAUCGUCCAAGAUGUUGCUGUGAGCGACCAAGGAAUUUAUUCCUGUAACCUCCACCACCAUUAUUGCCAUCUGUAUGAAACAGUGCAGCUGCAGCUUGAGGUCACUGAAGAAGCCGGGGAAGUCCAGAGAUUCUGGGAUGGAGAGAAAGUGGUGAUGGUUGCCCUGAAAGGGAGUGCGGUGGUACUUCCUUGCAUCAACCGGAACCAGGUCUGGACCGGACGAGAUGAGGAGGAGGACCAACAAGUCGUCCACUGGGACAGGCAGCCCCCAGGAGUGCCUCAUGACCGGGCCGAUCGGCUGAUUGACCUGUAUGCCUCUGGCGAAGGACGUUUGUACGGGCCUUCCUUUCUCCGGCAAAAGAUGAACAUCACCGGGAGGGCCUUUGCCCUGGGUGACUUCUCACUGAGGAUCUCGUCUUUGGAGGCCGCGGAUGAAGGGAUCUAUUCCUGCCACCUGCACCACCACUACUGCGGCCUCCACGAACGGAGGAUCUUCCAGGUCUCGGUGGUAGAGCCGGAACAGGAGAAAAAAGCGGUGGUGAAUCUCACGCGCCCCAAUCCCCCAGCACCAGAUCCUAACUCAGGCCGGAACCACAACGUCAUCAAUGUCAUCAUUCCCGAGAGCCGGGCUCAUUUCUUCCACCAGCUGGGCUAUGUUCUGGCCACUCUCUUGCUCUUCAUCCUGCUCUUGAUCCUUGCAGUUCUCGUGACUCGCCAGCACCGCAGGAGAGGUUUUCAAUACAAUGUGAAAAAAUAUGAUGAAAAAGAACUGACUCUAAGGGAGGUUCCAUUUGAUGCAACCAAUUUGUCAAAUUACAAAAGUGAAGAUUUUAAAUUGGAUUACAAAAACAAUAUCAUGAAGGAGAAAGCUGAACAAAAUAAGAUUCUCCCUGCUAAGAAUAUCGACUUAGACAAAGAAUUCAGGAAAGAAAAUUAUAAAUGAAAACAGCAACUCAAAAGCUACUGGCUGGACCAGAAGCUCCCUUAAGAAUUUAAAAGUACAAGAGAACUUUGUUUUCCUUUUUUUAAAAAAACAUCAUCCUUCCAGUUACCAAGAAGCUUCUGUAGACUUUUUUCCAACCUUGGGCCUAUGAAAGCGUACAAGACACGUAAGCUGUAAAUCCUAUGCACACUCAUUUCAUAAGGUAAACAAGUAUAGGGCUGCCCUGUAAAACUUCCUCUUUGUUAUCUUAUAAUAUAUAUGAUUUUUUUUAAAGGGAGGGUGCAGGUCAGCUUCUUUGUUCUUUUAUCUUGUCCGAUUGCUUAUACUUCCCCCCCCCGGGGAUUUUAUCCCUUUUCUUUAAAUACUUUUGUUUCAGUUAUAUUGAUGAUUUGAGGUUUUUUUUAAUUGCUUAAAAAUAAUAAGCUGAAAAAUUAGAUGCUUGGUUUGCUAUUAAACACAGAGCAGAGAACAUAUUUUUUUUUUCCUGGCACCAACAUUUAAAAUAUGGAGUUAGGAAAGCGAGAAAGAGGUGAGCUCUCUCCACUACUGAGUUAAUGUGCUAUCCAUGUCUCCUUGAAUCAGGAGAAAACAAUAUUUUCCUUACUGGCUACCCCGUUGCCAAUUCUUCUCUAGUUUCUCUUGCCUCUGUUCUUAGUCGCUGCCUUCCAGGAUAAUGAGUAACAAAACCUAACAGAUUUUACACUCUGCGAGGCUGCCAUUUGAUGAUGCCAAAAUAAGGAGGAAAGAACUACAUUAAAAGUCUUAUGAUGAAGGACAGCUAAGCCUGUUGCUUGGGGCUGAGAUGAAGGCAGCAUUGUGGGAACAAGGAGGCAAUUGCUGUUAUCAAGGAAUUAUCAUGCCAUGAUAAAAUAUAAGCGAUAAAAGGCCAAAAAAGAAAGAGACUGACAAUCACAAAGGUUCUUAGUUUUGGGGACAUGUCGACAUUUGUAUUCUGCAGAACUCUUCAUCAGAAGCCUGCAUCAGUAUAUUUUUCAUCAAAAGUUUUGAGUCAGGAGUCUGAACCAGUCCAAACCCAUCCAGUCUUUUCUUGGUAGUAGAGUCUGCUUAAGAGAUAUAUCUGGGCCAAUCCCUGGAGUCUGAACCAGCCAUAAAAUAACUUAGAUGACCUGGCCAGUCUGGGAUGGCCUUCCUGCAUUGUUGAAUCAACAAGAAUGGCCUCUAUUGGACCUGAAGUUUCUACCUAGGCCUCUUCUUCCAAGUCUUCCCGACUCCCUUUAUUUGAAUCCCGUAGAGAAUGCCCCAGUAUUUGGCUCAGGAGCAGCAGGGAUUGGAAAAGGAACCAGAAUCCUUGUAUGGAAGUCUUCUUUUGGAAGCUCACUGCAACUCGGUGAUGGUUCUGUUCCUCCCAAUUUUCUCUCGUCUCGUGCGAUUAUGACAGAUAAUCAUCCAUCUCCAGCUGCAUAAAGAUGACAAAAUAUGGGUUCCGUGGUUGAUUGUAAUCCUUGGACAUAGCAAGACAUGAAACAACAGUACAAGAACUGUAAGAUCUCCCAGGAUGGGGGAGGAUGCCUUGAUUCUAGAUUCCCAUCACUUAGCUGAAGAAUGGAACGACUGACCUCUGGUGUCCCUCCAACUCAAGAUCCCUCAGUCUUCAUAUGUAUAUGUAGUGGUGAAACUGUAUUAUUCAUCCCCCUAUAUUUGACCUCUACUGAAUUGAGGGAAAGGACACAACUUUUGAGAGAAUGAGUUUGAGCUGCUCAGAGUAAACUGGGUGCAGAAAAGCCUAUAAAACAGGCUAUUAGCAAAAAAAAAAAAAAAAAGUGGGGGAGGGGGACUGGCUCUGAUCAAUAUGUGUGCCUGGAAUAUUUUUCCUAGGGUCCCUAAAAUCGUGAUGAUCUUUCACAGUUAGAAGGCAUGGUGAGAAGAACUCUUUUUAAGAGGUAUUGCUAACAACGGCUACCUGAUCUGGCUAAUAAAAUGCUAAGCAAACUCA
Messenger RNA from Protobothrops mucrosquamatus (brown spotted pit viper), 3274 nucleotides. It is a transcript of the gene MXRA8, whose product is annotated as matrix remodeling associated 8. The transcript is spliced from 10 exons. Gene Ontology annotation, biological process: establishment of glial blood-brain barrier; cell adhesion. Lineage: Eukaryota; Metazoa; Chordata; Lepidosauria; Squamata; Viperidae. The coding region runs from base 16 to 1320 and encodes 434 amino acids. Gene Ontology annotation, cellular component: cell surface; membrane. The record is from RefSeq and is a predicted model, not a curated record.